Molecule: messenger RNA, 1557 nt
Organism: Stylonychia lemnae
Lineage: Eukaryota; Ciliophora; Spirotrichea; Sporadotrichida; Oxytrichidae
Source: the annotation of a GenBank genome assembly
AUGGCAUCAAACUUGUUUGAAAACUAUGAGACCUUCAAGGACUAGACUGCUAAUCUCCUUUAUGAUUACUUCUACCCACAUAAGCUCGAAUGGCCUGCAUCAUGUUGUCGAUGGGAAAUAUUCUUUGGAUGCAGGACUGAUGGAAAAUAUCACGAAAAGGUUAAUGCCUGGUAAGGUCUAGGUAGUCUGGUGGUGAUGGGCUACUUAGACAUUCCUUAGCCAGGAUUUAAAUUAGAAAAAGAGAGAAAGCGUAUGACUUUAGGCAAGAAGUAUGACCCUAAUUAGAGAAUCGAGAUACAAAAAAUAUUCGUGCAUCCAGGAGAGAUUAACUGUUUGAAAUGCUGGCCUAAAAAUAAAAGAAUUAUAGCCACUCACAGUGAUACAAAGAAUGUGUAUCUGUGGGAUAUCAAUUCACAGAAAAGCGCGCAUGACAGAAUAAAUAUUGAAGCUAACUAGCCAGAUCUAAUAUUGAGUGGCCAUACAGAUGUAGCAGCAUAUGCUUUAGACUGGAGCAGUACAGAGCCUAUAGUGGCUAGUGGAGGAAGAGAUAGAUAAAUCUUACUUUGGAAUGUGGAACAUUACUUCAAUAGUAUGGGUAAAAUCACUGAGGAAGAAAAAGACUAGACUAAUUAGGAUUAUAUGAGUGAUAAUGAAGACAGUAGCAACGCUCAGAAUUCAAAGCAAAUGCUUCCAGAUUAAGCAAAUAACUAUAGCUCAAAUCUAGAAAACAAAGACAGUAGAAACAGAGAAGAAGGAAUGAAUGGUAAAUCAUAUAAAAAUCAAUCCUCGGUCUCAAGAAUUUAAAAAAGUUUAUAGUCAUAUCUAACUGACUCUAAGCCUUAGAGAAAAAGUAUAUCUAGUCUGGAGCCUUAUGCUAGACUUAAAGGUCAUCUUGGAAAUAUAGAAGAUCUUGUUUUUAAGCCUGAUUCAUCAUGUGAACUUGUAUCAGUAGGAAUCGAUAGAUAUAUUUUAUUCUGGGAUACAAGAGCUGGAUCAGUAAGUGGUAAAGGUAAUAUAAAACCAGUCUAAAAAGCUUUGAUGGUUCAUCAUGAUGAUAUAAAUACAGUUGAUUGGAGUAAAUCAGAUACUAAUUAUAUCGCCACUGGUUCUAAUGAUAAGAAAGUAGCGAUUAUUGAUAUCAGAAAACUACCAAGUGAUAGCUCCGAACAAACUGAGAGGUGCCCAGCAAUUUGUAAAGUUCUAGAAGGUCAUACAAGUUCCAUUAACGUUGUGAGAUUUUCUCCAUUCUCCCCUCAUUAUAUUGCCUCUUCAUCAGAGUUUUUGAUUAUUUGGGAUUUGAGAGAAUAAGCUAAAAAUGAUCCCGUGUUCUUCAAGCAUGCUGGGCAUGUUGGUUAAAUUGUCGAUUUUGAAUGGAAUUCUAGUCAGCCUUGGUCUUUUAUAUCUGCUAGUGAUGAUAUUGAUUAGCCGUUGCCUGGAUGCUCUCUUCAAUUCUUUAGACCUAUAGAUCUUUUACUAAUGGAUGAAUUGGAAGCUGAAUAGUAUCUAGAAAAGUACAGUAACCUGCCAGAUAAUGAUGUUGAAAUGAUAGCAGUAUGA